CCAGCCAAUGGAGAGUAGUGGGCGGGGCCACACGCCCAGCUAACGUAAGCGUUGUAAGUAGGAAGAAGAAGCCGAUUCUGGAAGCCAUUACGUUGCGCACAUCAGUUGAGUAAAUCCUACUAUUUUUGCGUACAAUACGCACAAUUACCUCACCAAAAGAGGAAUUUCUGCAAUUAUGGCAUCGAUCGCUAAGAAGAGAAAAAUGAAUUUCUCGGAGAGAGAGGUGGAAAUUAUUGUAGAAGAAAUAGAGAAACAAAAGCACACACUGGUUAACCACUUCAAUGCUGGAGUCACUCACAUGGCAAAGAAUAACGCGUGGGUGGAUAUCUUGAAAAAGGUGAACGCUGUGACCACCUGUCCCAGAGAGUUGCCAGAGGUGAAAAAGAAGUGGUCUGACAUGAAGACGGAGGUCCGGCGGAAAGUAGCCCAGGCCCGGGCUACCAUAGAGGGGACCUCCACAGACUGCACUCCAGUUCCCGUCAUCCUCACUGCUAUGCAGCAGAGGAUCUGUAACCUCCUAGGAGAGGCCACCAUCAUCAGCUUACCCACAGGAGACUCAGAUGCUGAGAUCACUUUACCUGUCACAGUCAACACCGCCACCACCGUCACACUAGCAGAUACUCUUCCAGCAGGCUCAGAAACAGUCUGUGAUGAAGUAAAGCCAAUAAAUGAAACGACUUACCACACCCUGGAGGAUGGAGGCGUGGUGGAGUACUGCACCACUACUGUAAGUGACUCCGCGCCCACUGUGGUGGCAGCUGUUGAAGCUCCAGUAGAAAUGCUGGCCUCCUCCUCAGCCUCCCCACCUCCACCUCCGGGUCAGGCCAAACCUCAGGAGCUGAAGAGCCGCAUCGCCCUCAACUCCGCCCGCCUCCUGCAGGAGCAGAGAGUCACAAACGUCCACAUCCGACAGAUCGCCCAACACCUGGAGGGACAGAAUGAGCUCCUGCAGAUGAUGCGGCGCUCCCAGGAGGCCCAGGCCUUCGCCCAGGAGCGACAGGCCCUGGCCCUGGAGGGUACGCAGGCCGCCCUGCUAGCGCUAGUGCAGAUGCUCAGGCCUGCUCUCAAAGACCUGCGCAAAUUCCUACAGAGCGGCAAUGAGGGGACAAACCCCAGCAGCUCAACAUCUGGACCAACGGCUGACGGAGCAAGCACAGAAGAGCCCAGCAGGCCCCAAACACCUCCACCUCCACAGCAAGCCGAGGAGGCUCCAUAGACUCCGUAUGGGUUCUGUGUUCUGCUAUAGAGCAGUCCAUGCACACAGAAUGCAGAGAACAAUGAAAAGCCAGUCAAAAGUUGCCUUGGGGUGUGCAUGUACAGAAUUUUACUUUUGUUUUAUGAUCAGAAAAAGCAUCACAGAAGCAGUGAAAAGGUCACGUUGAACAAUAGUUUACUUUUUGCCUUAGCAGUGACUUUUGUUAUUUAUUACACUGGAUUUGAUAAAUUAUGUUUUAAUGCAAAUAUGGCAGCAGUUGUCACCCUGAUAUGGACUGAACAUUUUAUUCUAAGUUUCUUUAAGUCAUCCCACAGUUUAGCCUGAAUGAAGAAUUCUAAGUCUUGUUUUUAAGACCAGAAUCACCUGUCUUUAGAACUGGAAGAAUUUGAAUAAAAAAACUCAUCAGCCUGUGUUUUACUAUUCAGUAAUGAAUAGCAAUGGGAU
Messenger RNA from Centropristis striata (black sea bass), 1660 nucleotides. It is a transcript of the gene naif1, whose product is annotated as nuclear apoptosis inducing factor 1. Gene Ontology annotation, cellular component: nucleus. Lineage: Eukaryota; Metazoa; Chordata; Actinopteri; Perciformes; Serranidae. The record is from RefSeq and is a predicted model, not a curated record. The transcript has 3 exons. The coding region runs from base 176 to 1216 and encodes 346 amino acids.